ACGGACCGCAGCGAUUUCCGGUGUUGCUGAAAUUAAAAGCCUUAGCUUUCUUUUUCUUUGUGCUAAACCUGAGCACAUUGUUGGUUCUUCAAUAAAAGUAUUAGUAUACAGAAGUAGACUUUUAUAUUUAGCAAUUAUUUGUUAACAUUUAGUUUGGCUGUUGCUCCUGUCUUUUUGGGGGGCUUUAGUUGAAGUGAAGAUGGCGGAAAAAGAAGACAGCGGUGAGCCUGGAAAGGACAAAAACGAGCUGCAGGUUAUGAAGGAGCUCGUAGACGAGCUGUAUAAAUUCAGAGACUGUUAUUUUGAGACGCACGGCGUGGAGGAUGCUGGACGGAAGCAGAGCGACGUUGCACGGGAGGUGGAGCGUACUCUGAAAAAGCUGGAGGAGAAAGAAGAGCGCUUCAAACACAAAGCUGAGUUUUUGCUGCAGAAGGGCAGGUGUCUGAAUGCAACGCCGGACUUCAGCGCCGUGGCAGAGGAGUGCCUUUCCCGUGCUGUGAAGCUGGAGCCUGGCCUGGUGGAGGCUUGGAACACGCUGGGGGAGCAGUACUGGAAGAAAGGAGACCUGGUCGCUGCUAAAAACUGCUUCACCGGCGCUUUGCAACAGAAUAAGAACAAAGUGUCUCUGCGCAGCCUGUCCAUGGUGCUGAGGCAGGCACCGGCGGCCAACAGCGAUGAGAAAGGCCAAGUGGUGAUGGAGAGUGUGGACAUGGCCCGGCAAGCGGUCCAGCUGGACCCCACUGAUGGGACUUCAUGGUAUAUUCUAGCAAAUGCCUACAUGUCCAUGUUUUUCACCUGUGGACAGAAUCCACAUUUCUCUCAACAAGCUUUUAGUGCCUACGUCAAAGCUGAGACCUCAGAUAAAAUCGCCCCUUGUAUCCCAGAGCUGCACUUCAACAGAGCCAACCUGUUUCAGUAUGAGGAGAUGUUUUCAUGUGCGCUCAACGGACACAGCAAGGCGGCGGAACUGGACCCGAGCUUUGAGGAGCCGCGAGAGAGAGAGAGGCAGCUGCUGGAGUAUCUGGAGAGAGUGACGGACCUCAUCCAGAACAAGGGGAAAGUUAAAGCACGUCGUCUGAAGAUGAUGCUGUCGCAGCUCGACACGUCGGCUCUGGGUCCCUGCUCGUCUCCGCAGUUUCGCUCCCCCUCUGGUCGCGUGGGCAGUCUGGUGCCACAGCCUCUUUCCUACCUCACACACGGUCACAUGGCCGGGGUAGCAGUUCUGGGAAAGGUGGUGUUCAGCCUGGCCCCAGAGGGCCGCAUGGCCUUCACGUUCGGUAUGGUCGACAAGGAAGAGACGUGUAUCGUGGUGAUGGUUUACAACACAGCAGACAGCUGGGGCGUCCUGAUAGGCGACUCCGUGGCCAUUCCUGAACCUAAYGUCAAGCGACACAGUAUCACACAUAAAAAUAAGUCGUUCGAUUUCAAAAGCAUACGAGUGGAUUCUCCUCUGCUGCUCAUCGUCAACGGCAAGAAGCAAAACCUCAAGAGUCAGAUUCCUGUUACUGUCUGCUACAAGCAAAAGAGCGAAUGAAACACAAAAAAGGACCGAAAACUUUAGCUGAGUUCAUGUUUUCUGAAUGUUGAGCGUUCUCAAAGUUUGUGCCAGUUCUAGUUUUUUUUUUUUCCCCUGUACAUGUUGCCUUGUUUUGUUCAUAUUUAUGAUUUCUUAAAAGUUUGUUAUGGUGGAGACCACUGUGGAGUUAUUUUCUAAAUAAAUAUAUAAACUUUGA
Messenger RNA from Austrofundulus limnaeus, 1733 nucleotides. It is a transcript of the gene ttc5, whose product is annotated as tetratricopeptide repeat domain 5. The record is from RefSeq and is a predicted model, not a curated record. The coding region runs from base 200 to 1534 and encodes 444 amino acids. Gene Ontology annotation, molecular function: protein binding. Lineage: Eukaryota; Metazoa; Chordata; Actinopteri; Cyprinodontiformes; Rivulidae. The transcript has 9 exons.